GGUUCGGAUUAGGGUUUCAUGCUGGUUCGAAUUUCAUGGAUUGAAUAAAUUUGUAAUUAAACGAAUUCGGGUAGUAUGCUGGUAUUUCGAAAUGGAUUUGGGACGGGUUUGGGUAUUAUUGGUUUAUUCCUUAACGGAUUCGGAUUCGGAUUUGGGUAGUUUGUUUUUUGCGGGUACCCGCCCCGCUGCCAACCCUACUACUACACAUUCUCGCUCUCUUUCUCGUUCCCUCGCUCUCGCUCUCUCUCUUGUUCCCUUGCUCUCACUGUCUUUCUCGUUCUCCUUCUAUCAUUCUCUUUGCAUCUUAAUUCCUGUAAUCUUUUACUUUAAGCAUCUGAAUUAGACGGCAAUUGUUGAGGAUAAUAGAGACUUGAGAGAGGAAGGAUUUGUGGGCAUUAGAAAAGCUAAGGCUUUGGUGGAGAGCAAUUGUUGCCAGAGGUUGCAUCAAUCUGGUAAUGCCCCCAAUUUUUCUUUCUGCAUCGUGUUUUUAUUAUAUGUUUAUGCUUAAGGCUUUGAAUAGCUGCUGUGGAAAAUUAGAGCUUGUGAAAGACUAGCAAUCUCCAUUUACUUUCAAUUUUUGAUAUGCACGCAAAUAGAGAGGUACCCAUAUCUGUGUGCGCGCGUGCUUGUGUGCGUGUGCGCGCGCUUCUGUGUGUGUAUAAGAUUUCAUUUACAAUUCAAGGUUUAAAGUUUUUAUGUUUUAAGAGCUAAUUUGAAGUUAUUUUUUCAAAAUAAUAGCAUGUAAAAGGAAAAAAAGAAUUGCUGUUCAAUAAUUCUAAAAUUUUUAUAAUUAGAAUUAACCAAAUUCAACUUUAAAAAUAACUUCUAACAAAUAUUUAAUCAUUUUGGUAAAGCCACCUGCUGACCACUUCAUCAACAUAUGCAAUCUUAAUAUUAUUAUUUAGUCUAGAACCAUGUAGAGCACAAAAGUAUUAAUUCUAAGGAACAAAAUUGCCAGAGACAGUAAGGCAGCUUCAGUUUCAGUAGAAACAAACUGAUAACCAAAUACAAUUGAUUUGAGUGUAAAGUUAAAGUCUGCAAAAACAAAAAUGAACUUGGAACCUACUUGUAUGUAAUACAAUACAAUAACUAGCUGAACACCUCACAGAUUUGGAAUCUAAGAAUAUUUAUAAGCCAUUCAAAGAACAAGAAGCACUAGCAUAAAAACACAUAUUGAAGAUUGAACAUGUCAUAUGGUUUUCAUGAUCUAAUUCCUAAUAUGAAUGGUGAAGCUGGUCAGAUUCAUUUCAACAUUAUAGUGCAGAAGUAUAUAUCCAUGUUACCAUGUAUAUAUCAUGAUUGUGGAUUUUUGCGAACCCACAAAAAAGAGAAAAGAAGUUUCAAAAUUGGGAUACAUUUCUCAUUAUUAUUUUUCUUUCUUUUAUUGCUUUUUGCUGAGGUUGAUUCCUAUCAGGCACAUAAAAAUGUCCUUUAGAGUAGCACAAAUUCGCCUUGUAAGUUCACAUCCUGAGGUUUAUGAGCCAUGUGAUGAUUCAUUUGCACUGGUUGACGCACUUCUCGCUGAUCGCACAAAAUUGUUAGAGCAUAAUCCAAGAAUAUGUAUGGAAGUGGGUUGCGGCAGUGGUUAUGUUAUUACGUCUCUAGCUCUCAUGCUUGGGCAUCAGAUUCCUGGGGUUUACUACAUUGCCACUGACCUCAAUCCUCAUGCGGUCAGAGUGACUUAUGAAACAUUAGAAGCUCACAAUGUUCAUGCAGAGUUGAUAGUGACUGACAUUGCAUCUGGUCUAGAAAAGCGUCUGGAAGGGAUGGUAGAUGUGAUGGUUGUGAACCCACCUUAUGUGCCGACACCUGAAGACGAAGUGGGCUGUGAAGGAAUUGCCUCUGCUUGGGCUGGAGGGGAGAAUGGUCGUAAAGUUAUUGAUAGGAUAUUGCCAAUUGCGGACAAGCUUUUGUCUGAUAGAGGCUGGUUAUACAUGGUCACUCUCACAGAAAAUGAUCCUUCACAGAUAUGUCGUCAAAUGAGAAUGAAGGGUUAUGCUUCUAGAAUAGUGGUCCAAAGAUCAACAGAAGAAGAGAGUCUUCAAAUCAUCAAGUUCUGGCGAGAUUCGGACAGUCAAUUGGACACAAAGAAAACCUUGACAACAAGCAAAACAUUUACUGAAAGGGUCAUGGACUCCUUGGUUUCACAAUUUCCUCAAUUGUCAUCCUGGAGAAACGUUAGUAGCAACAGCUAAGGAAUAAGAAAGUAAAGUUUUUGCAUCUGACUCUGUUUUUAUAUUAUUUUCUGGUAGUUUCUAUAUGUUCAUAUUCCCCUAGUUUUAUUUUUUCUUCUUCUGCUGCUGAAUGCUUCUUUUUUUGCUGCCAAGGUAUUUUACUCCAGCAAAAGCUCAGAUUUUUCUUGAAACUAGUUUCCGCUUACUCCUCCCUCUGCAAAUGUGUCUCACCCCUUUCUCCUAUAUCUAUAUCCUCAUUCUUUCUCGUAUUAGGACUGAUAUGUUUUUACUGAUCUUAUCUCACCUUUAAAAAUGACUAUGGAAAGUGGUUAAGUGAACUACUGAGAGAAUCCCUUUUAUAUCUGAGCCACUCUAUUAAUCAUUUACUUGCAUGUCUUCACUGCUGAUAUUUCCACUUUUUCUCAGACUGUUGCUUAUUUAUUUGUUUUGAGUUGGCAAACUGAUCUGCUCCGAUGUUGUAACCAUACAUUUCAUGGGAUCAUUUCCAUCACUUGAUCGCCAAAGGCAAACUAACGUCGGGGGUGUCCCAAAGCUUUUUCAAAGCACAUGGAUCUUGAAAUUUUGAAGACCUUACAAGUUCUUCUAUAACUUGUAGAACUUUCCUAAUUGUCCAUGACAUUGGAGUUGAUCUCAAUUAUGGGUUUCAGAUUUGUUAGUUAUUUGGUUCUGAAUCACUUCUUUGAGUAUUUAACAAGUGGGAUCAACAGCAGUAUGCUGUGAUAUUAUUGAUCAGUUUCAAAUGCCAAUUACAUUAAGAUCAUUGUAUUUACUGCUAUUAUAUUGCAAUUUUCUUGCUUGUGGUCCUUACAUUAACAUUUUUUGGAGAAGCAUGUACUCAAACUUCAGUUAUAGAACAGCAGAAAAUGUCCAGAUUGUACUUUUUGUGAUAGUUUAAUGACAGAGAGAAGUCCAACUUCUUGUUGGUGUAA
Messenger RNA from Jatropha curcas, 3124 nucleotides. Lineage: Eukaryota; Viridiplantae; Streptophyta; Magnoliopsida; Malpighiales; Euphorbiaceae. The record is from RefSeq and is a predicted model, not a curated record.